GUACAGACCUCUUGUUUCAUUUGACGGAAUCGUGUCGAGUGGUUAUUCAUAAUAAAUUCACUGAUGUGGGUUCUUCAUGCGAGUGUUUGAAAUCAAAAGUAUUUGAACAAUAUAUUUUCAAGAAAUGAAAUGUUAUUCUAUUGACGCUACAAUACCGUAAUUCAAAUUCGUUUUGGUGAUAUUUUCUUGUACGAGUACUUUCAUAAAUAUUUAUCAUUUCCGUGUAAUUUGCGAGAUUAGCAAUCAUUUAUGACUUGGUAUAAUGUUUAUGCAGUACAAUGAUAAAAUUCUUACAACAGCUGCUUCAUAGCAAAUAAUGAAAAGAUAAAUGUAACAAUAACAAAAAUGAUCCUUUGCCUAAAAUAUACGUAUAUACAUACACUUAAUACACAUAGAUAUUGAGCAAAUUUGUGCAACGGAAAACAUUGUACGAGAAUUAAAAACCAUAUUAAGAAAUAUAAAAAUCAACCGAGUUAAAGUGAUUAUUUUGCUACAAAAUCGAUCAAAAUUUGUAUUGAAGGAUUGGGAUAUAUUAACAAAUUUCGUAAAUAAAACCAUUUCGUAUGUCAGCUACAACAAUUAGAGAUAAUCAAAAUAACGCUGAAGCCUUUGCGGGGGAUCCAGAACGAGAAGAUAGCAACUUGUUAAGAGAAUUAAAUGGAGUCGAUUUGGUAAUGAGUUUAUCGCCAAAGUCAUCUUUAUCAACUUCAAUUUCUCAAGCUCAUAAUAUCGAACAACAUCUUCUUAAACAAAAUUCGGGAAUUUCGUCUCCAGUCCAUGUCUCUUCACCAGCAGUUGCAGUCGCACAUCAGCAACACAACUUUUCGAAUAUACACCAUCUUCAGAAUUUGCAUAAUCAGCAUAACUCAUUUUUCAAUAAUAGCCAUUCAACGCCUUUCAGUGUAACUGAUAUAUUAAGUCCGAUUGAAGAGUCUUAUCGAAAAUUGGAAAUAAACGGAAACCCACCAUCGCCUUAUCGGUCAAAUUCUAGCGGUAGUAGUAUCAAUUCUCCUAGCACCUUAGGUUCAUCCACAAUGGCUAAUCCAUACACAAUGGGAUCACUGUAUCACAGUCCAGGUGUACAAAGUUACUGUGGACCAACGGAAAAUUUAUCUUUGGCAGGACAUUACAGUGAUAUGCGGUCAUCAGCUUCUUGGUAUGGAACAACAGCCAAUGAUCCAAGAUUCGCAAUAUCUAGAUUAAUGGGCAGUACUGCAACUGGGUCUAUGGGACAUAUGAGCAACAUGGGGAGCUUAGCAACGUGUACAGUUAGUGAUGCAAAACCACUUCAAUUUCCCUUAACACAACGAAGGAAGAGGAGAGUACUUUUCACACAAGCUCAGGUGUAUGAAUUAGAAAGAAGGUUUAAACAGCAACGCUAUUUAUCUGCUCCGGAGAGGGAACAUUUGGCAAGCUUAAUACAUUUAACACCAACUCAGGUAAAAAUUUGGUUUCAAAAUCAUAGGUAUAAAUGCAAAAGACAAGCUAAAGAAAAAGCCAUGGCCGAACAAAACCAACAAAAUCAGUCGGCAAGUUCGCCGCGGCGGGUUGCUGUUCCAGUCCUUGUGAAAGAUGGAAAGCCCUGCUCGGGUGGCAAUACAACUCAACCACACUCACAACAGGUUUCAGGCAAUGUAAAUAACAGUAGUACGGGAAACGCAGGCUCUGGUAAUGGAAACAAUUCUGCAGCGCCCGGAAUCAAUCUAAUUACGUCGGAAGCUCCAAACUCCCACUCACCAGACACGUCGUCAUCACUUCUUGCAACCUAUAAUGGGACAGUAUCAGCGCACAAUGCACAAGUCCUGCAGCAGCCAUGUAACAACAGCCUAGCAAUGUCCAAUAGCCUAGCAAUGGCAUACCGAAAUCAAAAUAAUUUUAUAUCUAAUGGACAUCAGCAACAGUGCGGGGGGUACCUGCCUCUGCAAGGAAGGGCGUGGUAAAACCGUUUUUGCUUUCUGUAUGAACUCUGUCAGCUCUGUAAAUGUUUUAAUGAUUUUGUUAUAUAAAUAGUUGAAACUAAAUGUACAUGAUGUGGAUCUUAUCUAAAAUACACUUAAAUUUUUAAAAAACGUGUUUUAAGAUUAAAAGAGAUGUUUUUAUAUACACCAUAAACUGUUACUUUAAUAAGUUUUUAUUCAAUACUAGAUAACAUUAGUACAUAGAGCGUACGGAAUUCAUCAUGACACAAAACCAGAAAAACAUGGUUAAUGUAUUAUUUAUUGACUGGUUAUGUGAAAUACGUUGUAACGCACGAUGUCUAUAAUAAUUCUCUCUGUCUGUUUGAAUAUAUAACUACUGACUUUACUAUUUUUAUGACUACUCUUAUGUGCCACUUCAAGAUGAACGCGGUUUGUAGAGAUGAACGCACGUGUCAUAACCGAGUUACCCAGAUUGGGAUGUAAACAGAGGUUUUAAAUUCUUAUGGUCACUUCAUAGACGGU
Messenger RNA from Glossina fuscipes, 2441 nucleotides. RefSeq names its product thyroid transcription factor 1 (gene scro). The transcript has 7 exons. Gene Ontology annotation, biological process: regulation of transcription by RNA polymerase II; cell differentiation. Lineage: Eukaryota; Metazoa; Arthropoda; Insecta; Diptera; Glossinidae. Gene Ontology annotation, molecular function: DNA-binding transcription factor activity, RNA polymerase II-specific; RNA polymerase II cis-regulatory region sequence-specific DNA binding. The record is from RefSeq and is a predicted model, not a curated record. Gene Ontology annotation, cellular component: nucleus. Bases 564 to 1940 code for a protein of 458 amino acids.